Molecule: messenger RNA, 1731 nt
Organism: Oncorhynchus mykiss (rainbow trout)
Lineage: Eukaryota; Metazoa; Chordata; Actinopteri; Salmoniformes; Salmonidae
Product: PDZ and LIM domain protein 3
Biological process (GO): heart development; actin cytoskeleton organization; muscle structure development
Cellular component (GO): adherens junction; stress fiber; Z disc
Molecular function (GO): actin binding; muscle alpha-actinin binding
Source: RefSeq, a predicted model, not a curated record
GGACCCAGUCAGGCAGGCUCCGAGGCAACCCGGGGACGAGGAGAGACGAGUGGGCCGCACGCUCACAGACACUGGCCUACCUCCACUCUUCCCCUGGAUGUUCAUAGGCAUACAGGUGGAGCAAGAGAGCGAGACGAAGCUGGAGAAGGAUGACGCUACAUGAGUUGGCUGAGUUCAAGUGUAACAGGUACAGGAUCGUGUUCAGAAAGAGGGAAAGAGCUGCUACAUCCGAGAAGGAGGGGGAGAGAGAAAGUGAUAGAGAGCGAGACCAAACAGAAGUAAAGGAGCACGGGAGUAAGUGUCGCCAGCCAAAGGAGGAAUAAGAGCGAGAGAGGGAGAAAUGCCUCUGGUCCUGAGUCGGGGCCAAUGACUUCACUCAGGGGGUGGGGUCCCCCCUCCACCACCACCCCUCCGCGAGUUUAAAAGGGUACACGAGUAAGUCGUCCCGCUGCUCUGUUUCUGAGAACCCGGUUGUGUUUGGGACACACACACACACACCAGUGUACUUCCAGCUACAGAGACGAGGGACACAGAGGGGGACAUGCCACUGGACGUUGUCCUAAAUGGUCCGGCCCCGUGGGGGUUCCGACUGACUGGCGGCAAGGACUUCAACCAGCCCCUCACCAUCUCCAGGAUCACUCCGGGCAGUAAGGCGGCGGUGGCCAACCUGUGUCCUGGUGAUGUCAUCCUGGCCAUCGAGGGCAUCCCGGCGGAGGACAUGAUGCACUGUGAGGCCCAGAACAAGAUCAAAGAUGCCAUCUACCAGCUCAUUCUCACCGUCCAGAGACCAGAAACCAGGCUAUGGUCGCCUCAAGUCACGGAAGACGGGAAAGCCAACCCGUUCAAAAUCAACUUGGAGGCUGAGCAACAGGAGUUCAAACCCAUUGGUACGGGUCACAACCGCAAGGCCCAGCCCUUUGUAGCUGCAGCUAACAUCGACGACCAUCGUCAGGUGGUGAGCACAGCCUACAACACCCCCAUAGGCCUCUACUCCUCAGGCAACAUCCAGGACGCCAUGCACGGACAGAUGAGGGGCCUGGUCCAGGACAAGCCAGAGGGUAGCAAGACGCUGACCUCCAUCGAGGAGUCUGAUGUGUACCGCAUGCUCCUGAAAGACCAGGAGGAGCCCCAGGAGCCCCGGCAAUCAGGUUCCUUCAAGGCCCUGCAGGACUUUGUCGACAGCGACGGCACUCGCCCCAUGGUGACGAGGACGGUGAGAGCGCCCAUGACUAAGCCACCGCCGCCCACAGGAAACCUGCAGAAGCUGCCCCUGUGUGACAAGUGUGGAAACGGCAUUGUGGGCACAGUGGUGAAAGCGAGAGACAAGUUCCGCCACCCUAGCUGCUUCGUGUGCACCGACUGUGACGUCAACCUUAAACAGAAGGGCUACUUCUUCGUGGAGGGCCAACUGUACUGCGAGACCCACGCUCGAGCCCGAACAAGACCCCCGGAGGGCCAUGACCUUGUCACUACUUUCCCCUCGGCAUAGGACCCUCACACACACGCACCAUCCUAAAUUCUGUCUGCCAGUGAGGCACCAUUGAUUGUAACUGUUUGUAUCUGUGUUCUCCUGUGUUCUAUUGUCUGUUUGCUUUAUUUUGCACAAAUCCUGACAGUGCAUUUGUUUGUGAAUACACUUACAUGUACAGUGCCUUGCGAAAGUAUUCGGCCCCCUUGAACUUUGCGACCUUUUGCCACAUUUCAGGCUUCAAACAUAAAGAUAUAAAACUG